AAUACGGUGCAAAGUUGGUGUGAGAUCAGUAAGAAAGCUACGGCAAGACAGUGAUCAUGGCUGUUGGGAGCAUAGUAAUUUCGUUGUGGUGUAUGUUACACGUUGUCGCGGCGCAAGAUGGUUAUAGGCCUAUCAGCGAAGACUCCGAAGGAAGCUACGCUAUAUUCGAAACAAACACCAGUCCUGGCUAUAGCUACAAUUACUACCCACAAAAAUUAUCCCAGAGUGGUAGGUUAGUAUUUGAGGUGAAGGCAGAAUCUGGCGUACACGUAACACUCAGCCCAACAGGGAGUGAUGCUUCAUAUCAGUACGAAAUUGUUAUCGAUUCACAAAAGAUUGUUUUUCGAAGAUGCAUCGACUUCUGUUUCAUAACUGUUGCUGUGGUAUCGCCCAUAAUAUCAGACACAGAAUUUACAAGAUUUUACAUCAGCUACAACGAGAACGGAAAAAUUCAGGUUGGAGUUGAUUCUCAAGAUCCGUUAAUUGACUGGACAGACCCGCAGCCGAUCACCGUCAAUUAUUUCGGGUGGUAUACUGGGCCAUAUUCAAGCGGAAUGUGGAGGUUUUUCGUCAUCCCAACUUUAGACGAUCCUUGCACUAAAGAACCUUGCCAAAAUGGUGGUCAGUGCUAUCGUAUUGGGUAUGGAGACUACGAGUGCAAAUGCUCUGCUUGCUAUGGAGGAAAAACUUGUUCAGAUUUACUUGACCCCUGCUCAACCGGAUCUUGUAGGAAUGGUGGAACAUGUGUGUCUAGCCAGGAUUGUCAAUCAUUCACUUGUUCGUGUACACAAGGUUUUGUUGGAAGAUUCUGCGAAACAGAUAAUGAGAAACCCAACAUCCAACAACCUGAUAACAUCAUUGUAAGUACGGAUCCAGAUUCACCAACUGCUGUAGUAACAUUCCCAAAUCCAGAAGCUACAGACAAUUCCGGUAAAGAACCGACAGUUGUAUGUGAACCAAAAUCUGGAACUGCUUUCCCGAUCGGCCAGACUACAGUUGAGUGCAAAGCAACAGACGACAGUGGAAAUACAGACUCGGUUACGUUUACUGUAACUGUUGAAGAUAAUGAAAAACCACAGAUAGAUCCAAUAUCUGACAUACUUCAAAAUACUGAUCCAGGGAGAAACACAGCAAUCGUGACCUUUCGAACACCAACUGCAACAGACAAUUCCGGUACAAACCCAACUGCAGUAUGUCAACCUCCGUCUGGAUCCUCCUUCCCAAUUGGUAGUACCGAGGUUACAUGUACUGCAACUGAUGAUUCCGGAAAUACAGAGCAGAUCACAUUUACUGUAACCAUUCAAGAUGCUGAAAAACCAAAGAUUACCUGUUCACUUGAUAUAUCAACCACAACCGAUCCUGGUAAAAGUACGGCAAAAGUUUCUUUCGAGCUUCCAACUGCAACUGACAAUGCUGGAAAUGCUGAUAUCAUUAUCACAUGUGACCAUCCGGAAGUAUUAGACUGUGGCAUGGGUGAGACCUUAGUCACGUGCAUUGCAAGAGACAGAAGUGACAACGAAGAAGUUUGUUCGUUUAUGAUCCGAGUUACAGAUGAUGAGGGGCCACAGCUUACCUGUUCUGGUGAUGUUGAAACUAAUACCGAUUUUGGAAGCAGUGUUGCGUCUGUGGAGUUCACGCCAACUGCAACAGACAAUUCGAAAAAAGACGUGCAAAUUGAUUGCACAUACGAGUCACCAAUGAAAGUAAAGAUUGGUUCCACAUCGGUCACUUGCACAGCUACAGAUACCAGUGACAAUUCGGAAGUCUGUACAUUUGUCAUCAACGUAAAGGAUAAUGAGAAACCCAACAUUCAAAAACCAGAUAACAUCAUUGUAAGUACGGAUCCAGAUUCACCAACUGCUGUAGUAACAUUCCCAAAUCCAGAAGCUACCGACAAUUCCGGUAAAGAACCGACAGUUGUAUGUGAACCAAAAUCUGGAACUGCUUUCCCGAUUGGCCAGACUACAGUUGAGUGCAAAGCAACCGACGACAGUGGAAAUACAGACUCGGUUACAUUUACUGUAACCGUUGUAGAUAAUCAGAAACCCAACAUCCAACAGCCUGAUAACAUCAUUGUAGGCACGGACCCAAAUUCACCAACUGCUAUAGUAACAUUCCCAAAUCCAGAAGCUACCGACAAUUCCGGUAAAGAACCAACAAUUGUAUGUGAACCAAAGUCAGAAACUGCUUUCCCAAUCGGUCAGACUACAGUUGAGUGCAAAGCAACCGACGACAGUGGAAAUACAGACUCGGUUACAUUUACUGUAACCGUUGUAGAUAAUGAGAAACCCAAUAUCCAACAACCUGAUAACAUCAUUGUAAACACGGACCCAGAUUUACCAACUGCUCUAGUAACAUUCCCAAAUCCAGAAGCUACCGACAAUUCCGGUAAAGAACCGACAAUUGUAUGUGAACCAAAGUCAGAAACUGCUUUUCCAAUCGGCCAGAAUACAGUUGAGUGUAAAGCUACUGACGACAGUGGAAAUACAGACUCGGUUACAUUUAGUGUAACCGUUGUAGAUAAUCAGAAACCCAAUAUCCAACAACCUGAUAACAUCAUUGUAAGCACGGACCCAGAUUUACCAACUGCUCUAGUAACAUUCCCAAAUCCAGAAGCUACCGACAAUUCCGGUAAAGAACCGACAAUUGUAUGUGAACCAAAGUCAGAAACUGCUUUUCCAAUCGGCCAGAAUACAGUUGAGUGCAAAGCAACCGACGACAGUGGAAAUACAGACUCGGUUACAUUUACUGUAACCGUUGUAGAUAAUCAGAAACCCAACAUCCAACAGCCUGAUAACAUCAUUGUAGGCACGGAUCCAAAUUCACCAACUGCUAUAGUAACAUUUCCAAAUCCAGAAGCUACCGACAAUUCCGGUAAAGAACCAACAAUUGUAUGUGAACCAAAGUCAGAAACUGCUUUCCCAAUCGGUCAGACUACAGUUGCGUGCAGAGCAACCGACGACAAUGGAAAUACAGACUCGGUUAUAUUUACUGUAACUGUUGUAGAUAAUGAAGAUCCAGUGCUGUCAAAUUGUCAGUCAGACAUUACCGUUAAAGCACGUGGUUCUAACGAAGCAACGGUUACAUUCACGCUGCCGUCCGUUCAAGACAACUCUGGCAGAAGCAUUGCCAUCAUUUGUAAUUCUGGUGGUUCUUUAGUAACUUCUCCUUCAAUCUUCUCUGUUGGUGUUACCCGUGUUGUGUGUACAGCCACUGAUGUAAGUGGAAACGCCGCAGAAUGCGAAUUCAGUGUAGUCGUUGAACGUGUUUUGGUCGAACUAAAUGUAGACAAGGUUGUCAUUGGAACACCACAAGAUACCGUGCUGUCAGACGGUGGUUCUCGACGCGUCCAAUUGGAUGUAACAUUUACACCAUCUGAAGAUUCUGCUGAUGUUGUCAAUAGUGCUGGUGAUGAUCGCUAUGAUAUCAUUGUCUUCCUAUCGAGGGAUCCUCAGGGAACCAAUCCAACCAGUAGUGCUCUUUCAGAAUUGACAAUCGCACAAAGACGACUUAAUAUUCAAGAUAACGUCCAGCAAACAUUCGAAAACAUCCAGGCUGAAAUUGAUCUGACAAACGUAGAUUGUUUUGAUGACCAACUGCAAUAUAUAUGCAUUGAUCUUGGGCCUUCUACUGAGGGACGUAAAACAUGGGAUCAAGCUAAUUCGGCAAGACGCAUUGCAUGCACGCAAUUUAUAUGUAAAUCAUCCGUUGAUCUGUCACUGAAAUUGAAGAUUGAUUUCCCACGUUCGUCCCACGUGGUUGAAGGAAAAGACAAUUUGUUUUUACUUUGCCUGUAUGUUGUUGCGGGCUCCGGUACAUCACAAGUGGUGAAUUCUUGUAGUGGAGAUGACAGAUAUAAGGUGGUUUCAUUCCUAGCUACAGAUAGUGCAGGAAGUAAUCCCGUAGCUUACACAACUGGCGUAAUACCAACCGACAAGUACACUGUCGAUUUAGAAGAUAAUACUAUGGUUAGAUUUUACGAAAUUGUGUUUAACAUUGAUGCUAAAAAUGUAGCCUGUUCAUCUGGUCUGUCUCAUCUGUGUGUGGUCUUUGGUCCAUCAGAUCAUUGCGCAAACACCUGGUGUGCAUCUCCAGCUUCCAUGAAUCAAGCAUGCGUUCCAAUAGUAUGCACAUCAAUAACUGCCCUCAAUGUUGAUGAAAUCAACAUUGAUAUUCCUACUGAUAGCAUCGUCAUCGACAAACGAACACAGGACAUCCAGUUUGAUUUGACGUUUACUCCAGAGGAUGGCUCUGCUUCAGUAGUCAACCGUGCUGGUGAUGACAGAUACAAAGUGGAGAUCUUUCUUUCUGACAAUCCAGCAGGAUCAAACUCGGCCGCGACUAGUAAUGCUCAGUUGACGUCCAGUCAGAGUGCAUUAGACAUUCGUGACGGAGUCGCUUCGACUUUCAACGAUAUAACCACGUCAUUAGACCUUUCACUUGUGAGCUGCUUUGGUGGGAUGUAUAGGUACUUCUGUGCAACUUUGUCACCAUCAACAACUGGGUCUACAUUUUGGAGGCAAUCUGAUAAUGCCAUAACCACACGUUGUGCUGUGAUUAGUUGUGCAGCAACUGCAAGAAUAGAUGUAGAAGUUGGUGUUGAUGAUCCUAAGAGCCUGGUUAUCUUUGACGGUGGGAGAACUGCUGUCCUUUUGUGUGUCUACCUUUUGCCACAUAGGGGCACUGCAGACAUCAUCAAUUCCCUGGGUGAAUUGGAAAAGUUCCAGGUUACUUCAUGGCUAGCUGAGGACGAGCAAGGAAAUGGAGCGAUUGCAACAGUCACCGCACUUCUUAAUAAAGAAACACAGAUACAGACGAUCAGAGAUGAUGAGCAGUUUGUAUUUUUUGAAGCAUACGUUGAGUAUGAUUUAACGAACAUUGACUGCUCUGGAAAAAGAUACACGUUCGUCUGUACGGAUGUUGGACCGUCUGAUGCUGCACGGCCUUUCUGGGCGCAGUCCCCACAAGCUCAAAGAACGUUCUGCACUAGGUUAUACUGCGUUCCACAAGCAGAGCUAAAUGUGAACGAUCUUCAGUUUACAAGUAACGGUGCCCUACUAGAUGGUGGUGUACGCACCAUUAGUGUCGAUGUUUCAUUCACUCCUUCCUCUGGUACAGCAGCUAAUGUCAAUUCAUCUGGUCCUGAUCGGUACAAUGUUCUAGUGUUCCUCUCCUCUCAAGAAAAUGGUGUAGGUGUAUUUGGCUUAACAAAUGCCGUCCUUUCUGAUGAGGAUAAACGGUUGGAUGUCCAAGAUGGUCAGACGAGUGUGCUAGACGACUUGACUGUAUCGCUUGAUCUCACAAAUGCUGAAUGUUCGAAUAAACACCUUCAGUUUAUUUGCGCCACUCUUUUACCAUCUGAAGCUGCUAAGACAUACUGGGCUCAAUCUAGACAAGCGACAACUACUCAUUGCGUUCCUUUCGAUUGCUAUUCGUGUAAAACUUACAUAUCCGACGGUGGAACCACGUAUGCUUAUAUCAGUGAACAAUUGCAAACGACUACGCUUUCUUUUGAAGUAAAGGCGGAAUCGCAUGCGUUUAUACGUCUUUCACCUGCACCACGUGACGAUUAUAAUGUAUACGACAUUCGAAUCGGGGCCAGUAUUAACAGAAAAAUCUCAAUAUGGCGUGGAGAAAUCAACCAAGCGCAAUCAUCGGAGUAUAACGGAAUUUUAAACAUAAACGAGUUUACAAAGUUCUGGAUAACGUUCAGAAACGGCCUAAUAGCUGUAGGAUAUGGCGGGUCAUCGGAAAGUAUAGUUGAGUGGCAAGAUCCAAAUCCUCUGCCAGUUUCAUACUUAGGGGUACGAACAGCAAGGGGACCGGGAUCUUGGAGAUUUUGCGCAAUAGGCAGUGGUGGAAUACCGGAGUACGUUUCACCAACAGGAGUUACAGCGUGUAAUAACUUCGUUGAGAAAGAGACUGAUGGAGACUGUGACUACCAGUUCACAUUCCCACGUCGACAAACCCCAUUAACAAUUGCAUUCCAGGUACAAGCACGUCAGUCUGCACAGAUAGCCUUGUCGUCAAGUCAGGGAGAAAGCGUUCCCAUGUACGAGAUUGUCAUCGGUGCUUAUUGGAACACUCUAGUGUGCGUUCGCAGAUGCAAGAACUGUGCGGAUGAGGCAUGUGAAUUCAACCCAUGGUUACUGACACCGUUAUCAUUUAAUGCGUUUACAGUGACUGUUGACGCUGGAACAAUUACGGUCAGAAAUAACGGUAAUCUCAUCCUCCAAUGGACCGAUCCUCAGCCGUUCUACCCAAGUUACUUCAGUUAUUGUACCAACGGUUAUAGAAAUACUGGAAUCUGGCGUUUCUGUGAUUCUGAUGAAUACUAAGGAAAACCUCGUACGCAUGAUGUUUUCGAAUUAUUUCUUUUUCAUUUAUUUUAUUUGGCACACAUCACACACAGCUCAGGGACUGUGUCAGCAUCAUUGCGCCAUGACAGUACAAAUGGUGCCACUACAGCUCCCAAAAUACAGUACCAAUAUAUUAGGAUACAUUAUGUCUGGAUUCCAUAAAAUUGCUACACGCUAUCGAAGAAAGGUGUCGGCGAUGCUGAUUGGUUGGUCGAAUCAAGAAGUCUGUUUGAUUCCUUCUUUUACAAAAAGGAUUUUACAAAAUAUAUUCAUGGGUUUACUUUACAGUUUUAAGUGUAGCUACUAGGAUACUAUUGUCUGUUUUUAAAUUAGAUAGUUAACACGGCAUCAUUAAAUAAACACACAUGAGUUUCCGAUAGCAUAUACACUUUGUCAUGAAUUUUUAGAAGGUUUUGAUUCCUUCAUUUACAAAAAGUAUUUUACGAAAUUACAUUCAUAAGCUUAUUUUCCCGUUUUAAGUGUAGCUACUAGGAUACUAUUGUCUGUUUUCAAAUUAGAUAGUUAACCAGGCAUCAUGAAAUGUACACACAUUUUGAUGAUGUCAUCUUACAUAAAAAACAUAAUUAUAGUCAUAUUUCGAUGAAAUAAAUCGUUCAUAAUGUAA
This is a messenger RNA of Anneissia japonica, 6984 nucleotides long. Its product is annotated as serine-rich adhesin for platelets-like. The coding region runs from base 57 to 6338 and encodes 2093 amino acids. The transcript has 28 exons. The record is from RefSeq and is a predicted model, not a curated record. Lineage: Eukaryota; Metazoa; Echinodermata; Crinoidea; Comatulida; Comatulidae.